[Torrubiella] hemipterigena is the source of this 1971-nucleotide messenger RNA. Lineage: Eukaryota; Fungi; Ascomycota; Sordariomycetes; Hypocreales; Clavicipitaceae. The record is from the annotation of a GenBank genome assembly.
CCCAUCCGCCUGGAACAAGUCACCGCAGCCUUACAGUUACAUCGCCCAUCAGAAAUAGGAACCGGCGCCUUUCUGCUUACUGUAUUUGUAUUAAAAUCGGUAGCGUCUGCAAGCCCAGUAUGCCUGUGGGGUAAGAAGCCCAUUCUCCCGGGCACCAGUUUAUAGUCCCGUCCGUCCGCCCGCCUCUACUCUGAUGCCCAUCUCGCCAUUUGGUUUGAGUGCAGUCAACCAACCAUCACAAUGAAGUACUUAUCAACCUUGGCUUGUUUGUUGACGGCUGCUGUCGCUGUCGAUCCUACUGUCGAUCUAGGAUACUCCAAAUACAAAGGAGUCAAGACGGGAGAUGUCACACAGUGGCUAGGAAUCCGCUAUGCUGCUGCGCCGCUAAGUGACUUGCGAUUCAAGAAGCCCGCUGAUCCAGCCAAGACGACGACUGUCCAAGCUGCCAAUAAACAUGGCAAAGUUUGUCUCGGCACCGGCCAAGCACCAAACAACGAUACCUUCAAGUCACACUCCGAAGACUGUCUAUUCCUCGACGUCUACGCCCCGUCGUCUGCGACCUCAAAAUCGAAGCUGCCCGUCUUCUUUUUCAUCCAAGGUGGCGGCUUCGUGUCCAACUCGAAUGCCAACUACAACGGCACUGGUCUUAUCCACGCUGCGGACAAUGGCAUGAUUGUCGUAAACUUCAACUACCGAGUGGGAGUCUUUGGCUUUCUCACCAAUGGAGACAACAUCACUGCUAACAACGGCCUCUGGGACCAAGUCAAGGCGCUCGAGUGGGUACAGAACAACAUUGCCAAGUUUGGCGGCGACCCUCGUCAUGUAGUCAUUGGUGGUGACUCUGCUGGUGCAGCCAGUGUUGCCUACCACCUUACUAGAGGCGGCGGCAAAGACUACGGGUUGUUUGUUGGCGCGGCUGCCGAGUCUGUUUCUUUCUCUACAGUCCUCGAUAUCCCACAGUCCCAGUACCUGUACGAUGGCUACGCAAGCCGUGUCGGAUGCACUGGUCAAGAUAGCCUAGCCUGUCUGCGAUCCAAGACUUCCAAGGAGCUGCAAGCCGCCAAUGUCAACGUCACUCCUCUACCUGGAGCAAAGAAUCCGCAGCUGUUCGCUUGGAACCCCGUCAUUGACAACGAUUUCAUCACUGAGGUGCCAUAUGACGCUUUCCGCAAUGGCCACUUCGUAAAGGUUCCCGUCAUCAUUGGCGACGAUACCAACGGUGGCACAGUCUUCACACCGCGCAAAACAACCACCAUUGACCAGGUGAACACGUUCCUUCAUGACCAGUUCCCACUUCUCACAGACGAUGACCUCGCAGUUAUCGAUGAUCUCUACCCCAACCCUGACGAAUCAGACUGCCCUGAUGAGGGCUGCCGCUGGCGCCAGCUGAGCGAUGCCUACGGCCAGAUGCGCUACAUGUGCCCUGGUCUCACUGUUAAUGACCACUAUGCCCUAUCUGGCAUCAACUCGUCUUGGGCAUACCGCUGGAAUGUCGAAGAUCCUGCCCAGAUGGACGACGGUAUCGGCGUUCCACACACUGUCGAGGUCCAUGCCAUCUUUGGCCCAACAAACACCAACAAUGGUGCCCCCAAGAGCUACUACAGUGGCCAAAAGAAUGCACAUGCUGUUACGGUGGCACAGGCUUACUGGACGAGCUUCAUCAAGACACUUGAUCCCAACACGCACAAGGCUGAUGGAGCAGCAGAGUGGACGACUUGGAGCUGCGAAAAGGAGAGGAUGCUGUUUAACACUGGUGGCGAGACUGCCAUGGAGCCUAUUGCCGCCAAUUUGCAGAAGGCGUGUGACUUUUUCGCAGAGAUUGGUCCACGAAUCCGUCAGUAAGAUGGAAAAUACAUCAAGCUCGUACCUUUCUUUGUGAAUUUAGCAACCUGGAAGCACAUGGAGUUAAUUUGAACAUCCCUGUAGAUAAGUCACGUAUGUAUAUGAAAAAGAAAUGUAAAUGAUCAACAG